Molecule: messenger RNA, 2648 nt
Organism: Acanthoscelides obtectus
Lineage: Eukaryota; Metazoa; Arthropoda; Insecta; Coleoptera; Chrysomelidae
Source: the annotation of a GenBank genome assembly
UUAAUUUUUGUGGCUGCUGUAUAUGAACCUCAUGAUAAAUUCUGGGAUCAGAAUCGGACCAGUAUCGACAGUUAUGAUGAUUUACUACGCCAUUUAAGAAAAAGGAACAUUCGUCGGAAAAGCAAGUAAGUGUUGAAUAGAAAAUAUUCAUCGUUUAUAAUUCGUUCACUCAUAUCUUCACAAAAUAAUUGUAAUCGCCGAUCAAAAUCGUCUUCAUUAACCUUCAACCGACCGCUGGCGAUAUUCGUUCCUAAUUUUUCCCCACUACUAUCUGUCGUUCACGCGUAUGAGUUUUAGUACCUUCCUAUUAGUACAACAGCAGCGCUAGAGUAGUGUAGUCGUGUUUAUUUGAGCGUUAGUUUUUUCGUAAUAAAAGAAAGCGGUCCGUGGUACCUCACAGCGGCAUAAGUGUAAAGUGUCUGGGUGUGUACAACAUUUUUGUAUUGUUAAUAAAAAUGGCUUCUGGACAUGUUUCCGACGGUGUAAACUUUGCUGACUCCGAUUUCGAAGCCAAGGUCAUGCGCAUUCUCGAAUCACCAGACUCAGAUGUGGAAAUGUCCGACCAAGAUGAAGAUUAUGUUGAAGAAAGUGAACAUGAUACCGAUUCCGAAUUAGAUCUAGAACCGAAUGAAGAGUUUGAUCCAUCCAAUACUCAAUCAGGGAGUUCUUCUAAACGUCGUAAACAAUGGAACAAGGGGCAAAUGGUGUUGGCGAUUAAAGCAGUUCGAACUCAUGUCAUGGGUUACAAGACAGCGGCGAAACAUUUUCAAGUACCGAAAGGUACCCUUGAACGUUAUGUUAAAAACAUUAAUUUUUCUCCUGAAGAACUCGUUCGUACAACACUUGGUAGAAAACCUGCUUUAGGAAAAGCUAUCGAGGAUGAGCUAGUUCGAUACUGUCUCGAUAUGGAUAAUAGGUUUUUUGGUCUGCGAAGAUCUGAUGUAAAACGCAUGGCCUUCGAGUUGGCAAUUGCUAAUAAUAUCCAGCACCCAUUUUCACAGGAAAAAGGCGUUGCAGGAAAAAAAUGGCUUAGAGGAUUUUUCAAACGUAAUCGUCAGCUGUCUGUUAGGUCACCUCAAGGCAUGUCCAAUGCCAGAAUACGGGGAUUCAAUCAAGAAAGCGUUGCUUCAUUCUUCGAUUUGUACGAAAAGGAAUUAUCGAAAAUCAAUUUUGCACCACAAAGGUUGUUUAACGUGGAUGAGACAGGGAUUAGUGUGGUGCAACAUAAAAGAAGUAAGGUCAUUUCUGCUAAAGGUAAAAAGCAAGUAGCAACACUUACAUCAGCUGAAAGGGGAGGCCUUAUUACAGUGGUGACAUGCAUGAAUGCCGUAGGAACUUACGUACCGCCUUUAAUUGUGUGGCCUAGAAAAAAUAUGAAAAUUGAAUUGAUGGACGGUGCGCCAACCGGUUCCAUUUACGCAUGUCACCCUUCUGGAUGGAUUCAAGCCGAAAUAUUUACACAAUGGUUUGACCAUUUUAUUAAAUUCACAAAGCCAACACCAUCAGAUCCUGUGUUAUUGGUGCUCGAUGGACACUACUCCCAUACGCGUAACAUAGACGUAAUAAAUAAAGCUAGAGAAAACCACGUAUCAAUUGUUUGCCUACCUCCCCACAGCACACAUCGCAUGCAACCGUUGGAUGUAGGAUUCAUGGGGCCUCUGAAAACGUACUAUGCUCAGGAAAUUGAGACUUGGCUGCGAAACAACCCUGAUCGUAUUGUCACGCCAUUUAUCAUUGCAAGACUAUUUUCAGUUGCAUAUAACAGAGCAGCCACUAUGGAGGUUUCGGUGAACUCGUUUAGAACAACGGGACUAUUUCCGCUUAAUAGAAAUAUUUUCCGAGAUCAUGAUUUCUCAGUGUUCGAAGUUGAGGAGAAAUUAACAGUCCCUGAAGAUACUGUAAGUCGUCCUCCACCGGGAUCUUCCACAGAAUCUAGAAACAUUGAAUAUACUUCAGGAAAAUCAGAAGGUAUCAGUUGCAUUAAAACAGCUUUAGAUAAUCCCCGUCCAGGAACUUCCAAAGAUUCUAGCGAUAUUGAGGAUGCCGCAGAUGAUCCACGGCCGGGAAAUUCAAAAGAGUCCAAUGAUCAGGGGGCUGUAAAUAGUUCUCGUAAAGCCGUCAAAUACCUUUCAGAACCUACAAAGCUUGUCAGUCCAGUGCAGAUAAAACCUCUUCCCAAAAUAAAGAGCAAGAAGCCCAGUGCUCGUGCAGGCAGUGCAGCAUUGAUUACCUCAUCUCCUUACAAAGAUGAUUUAACAGAAAGUUUGGAUAAGAAACGUAAAAAGGAAGAUUCCGCAAAACAUAGCAAAGUUACAUCAGUUACAAAGAAGGUUAAGUUUGACGAUGCAAGGGAAGCAAAGUUUCGCAAACCAAAAAGUACUAAACGGUUUAAAAUGAAGAGGGCCGAUUUAAGUGACAGCUCAACUGAUGAAAGCGAUGACUUGGGAGAAGUUGUUGUUGAUGAUGAGAGUGAUGGUGACGAAAAUUAUGACGCAGAAUGCCUCUUCUGCACAAGCAUGUAUUCUGCAGACAAGCAUGGUGAACAGUGGGUUAGGUGUACAGUGUGCUACAGAUGGGCCCAUGAAGAUUGUGGUGCAGAAGAUCCUAUCUUUGUGUGCCCAAUGUGUGAAAAAAGACAGAAAAAGUAA